AUGGCUCCCCUUCCUGUGCAUUCUUUUUCUUUUCCUUCCUGUGCAUUCACCGAUACUUUUGCCGGUGCAUUCUAUCCUUCCGACUCGCCUAUAUAGAUGGGCACCGUAUGUGUAGCUGAGAUACAUUCCUAUAUUUAGCAACAACACGAGUAUCAGUGAUCAAUGGCGAAGCUGGGGCUAGCAGUGGGCACGUCGGCGAAGCUCUGCUUCUUCUCCAACAAGAGCGACGCGGGCUCGGGGAGAGCCACGCGCCUCGGAUGGAUCCUCUUCCCUGCAAAUCAUAGGUGCAGUUUGGCGACGAGAUGGACCGCGGCCGCGGCCGAGGCGGUGGAGGCCCCGCCGAGAAGCAUCGACAUGGGGCACGCGCCGGUGGCGCGGGAGCAGGUGGAGAUCGUGCAGUCGCUGAACGGCUGGGUGGCGGAGAACAUGCUCCCGCUGCUCAACCCGGUGGAGUCCUCGUGGCAGCCGCACGACUUCCUGCCGUGCUCCGCCGCGGCACCCGGCGCGUCGGAGGAGGAGGCCCUGUCCGCCUUCACGGAGGGCGUGGCUGCGCUGCGCAUGGGAGCCGCCGGCGUGCCUGACGACAUCCUGGUCUGCCUGGUGGGUAACAUGGUGACGGAGGAGGCGCUGCCGUCGUACCAGAGCAUGGGGAACCGCACGGAGGGCACCGCGGAUGACACCGGCGCCAGCAGCCUCCCCUGGGCGCAGUGGAUCCGCGGCUGGACGGCCGAGGAGAACCGCCACGGCGACCUCCUCAACCGCUACCUCUACCUCUCCGGCCGCGUCGACAUGCGCCAGGUCGAGACCACCGUCCACCACCUUCUCCGCAACGGCAUGGAAAUGCUGGUGCCCAAGAGCCCGUACCACAGCGUGAUCUACGGCGCGUUCCAGGAGCGCGCGACCUUCGUCUCCCACGUGCACACGGCGAGGCUCGCCGGGCAGCACGGCGACCAGGCGCUCGCCAAGAUCUGCGGCGUGAUUGCCGCCGACGAGAAGAGGCACGAGGCGGGCUACACCAGGGUGUGCGCCAAGCUCUUCGAGGUGGACCCCGACGGCAUGGUCCGCGCGCUGGCGCACGUCAUGCGCGGCAAGGUCACCAUGCCGGGGCUGCUCAUGUCCGACGGCCGCGACGCCGCCAGCGGCGAGAACAGCCUGUUCGAGCGGUUCUCCACCGUGGCGCAGAGUGCCGGCGUGUACACGGCGAGGGACUACGGCGAUCUGGUGGAGCACUUCGUGCGCAGGUGGCGGGUGGCGGAGCUCGCCGGGCUCUCUGGAGAGGGCCGCCGCGCGCAGGAGUACGUGUGCGGGCUGCCGCCCAAGAUCCGGCGGAUGGAGGAGCUGGCAAACCAGAGGGCGGCCCGUAGCGAGCUCCGUCCGGCCCGCUUCAGUUGGAUCUUCGAUAGGCACGUCAUGGUGGGCUGAAGCAUGGGCUUCUAUGCCUUAUACGUAGACUUUUACGUAUGUUUGGUUAGAUUCCCAUCCUCGAAAAAAGUUAGGUUAGAAUCCCCUCCGUCUCUAAAAAAAAGGACUAAAGAAAAAAAAACCUUCUAGUAGAGUUUUUCUCUAGUCCAAAAAGUUCCUCCUGUUUAGUUAAAUAGGAACGAAAAGCGACUUUUUCUAGUCUAGUCCCUGUAAACAUGGCCUUAUGUAUUCCUGUAAACGUUGAUCUUAUCUUAUUAUGCAAU
This is a messenger RNA of Triticum dicoccoides, 1685 nucleotides long. Its product is annotated as acyl-[acyl-carrier-protein] desaturase 4, chloroplastic-like. Gene Ontology annotation, molecular function: stearoyl-[ACP] desaturase activity. Gene Ontology annotation, biological process: fatty acid metabolic process. NCBI's taxonomy places the organism in Eukaryota, Viridiplantae, Streptophyta, Magnoliopsida, Poales, Poaceae. Bases 163 to 1422 code for a protein of 419 amino acids. Gene Ontology annotation, cellular component: chloroplast stroma. The transcript has 3 exons. The record is from RefSeq and is a predicted model, not a curated record.